Messenger RNA from Pseudoliparis swirei, 5413 nucleotides. RefSeq names its product VPS54 subunit of GARP complex (gene vps54). The record is from RefSeq and is a predicted model, not a curated record. Gene Ontology annotation, biological process: retrograde transport, endosome to Golgi; Golgi to vacuole transport. The transcript has 25 exons. Gene Ontology annotation, molecular function: syntaxin binding. The coding region runs from base 424 to 3423 and encodes 999 amino acids. NCBI's taxonomy places the organism in Eukaryota, Metazoa, Chordata, Actinopteri, Perciformes, Liparidae. Gene Ontology annotation, cellular component: GARP complex.
CGUGUGUCCUGCUGUUUUCCUCCCGGUUCCCCCGGUGUUCCUGCCAUGGUGAAGAGGAGAAGCACCGGCUGCUGUGCCUCACACGACAGGUAACGGAAGCGACCGGAACUCCCGCGAGUCACGGAACUUUCCCCCGGUCCGUCGGUUGGCUCGGUUCCGCCUGUCAGAGAGAGAGAAGCGGCCGGUAGCUGCCCGGCUAACCCGCUAGCUCGUCUACGUGUAACCGCCGCCGCUCGCAUCACGAGCCGCGGCUCUCCUCGCCUCGGCGGCCCGCGCUGCUGCGAGUAUUUCAUGAGGACUGGACACGUUUGAGGUACUUUUACUACACGAGCCAACCAGGUAUGAAGGUGUUGACGCAUCUACAGCUGGGAAACGCGACAUGCACCUGAACGCAGCUGUGAUGUUGAUUCAGAAACGUCAUUUAUGAUGCUAGCCUCCUGGGAGGCUCCUCCCAAUGCCAUGGCGUCCAGCCACGGCUCCUCCCCAGCGCCUCGCGGAGGCCGAGACGGGACGUACCGCAAGGAGCGGGACGCGGCGCCGGCCCGAUGCCGGUCCGUCCGCUCGCUGCCCGACGUCUGCCCCAAGGAUCCCGCCGGCGAUGGGCGGGGCCUGUGCGACGGCCCGUCCGUGGUGGCGGAGCACGACCGGUGGACGGUGUACAGCUCGAAGGUCAACCUGCCCGCCGCGCUGAACGACCCGCGGCUCGCCAAGCGGGAGUCCGACUUCUUCACCAAGACGUGGGGGCUGGACUUCGCAGAGACGGAGGUGAUGCCCUCCUUCUACCUGCCCAACAUCACCCGGGAACACUUCGGCCCCUACCUGCAGGAGACGGCUCAGAGGGAAAGAAUCCACGAACGCUGCAAGACGAUCUGUCCCAACAAAGACGACGUGGACGCCGCCUCAAGCAUCGCCGCCAGCCACGAAAAGUCCAGAGUGGAGCUGGAACAAGUCCCGAAGAUCUUCAUGCGGCCCGACUUCGGCCUGGAGGACCCGACCACCUUCCACAGCGUGCUGCCCUGGUCGCACUUCAACAGCGCCGGAGGGAAGAGCAACCGAGACGUGGCGUCCUCCAAACUGCUGCAGGAGAAGCUGAGCCACUACCUGGACGUGGUGGAGGUGAGCAUCGCGCGGCAGAUCUCUCUGCGCUCCGACGCCUUCUUCCACGCCAUGUCGUCGCAGCACGACUUGCAGGACCGGCUGCAGGAGACGCAGCGCGCCGUGGCCGUGCUGCGCGACCGCACCGCCGCCAUCGACCGCAUCACGUGCCGCGGGCCGCUGCAGGCGCUGCGCACCGCGCUCACGCGCAGCAACUGCGCCAAGCUGCACGACAAGCUGAAGCUGAUGGCGGCGGUGCACCAGACGCAGCCCACCGUGCAGCUGCUGCUCGCCACCGCCGAGUUCGUCGGAGCGCUGGAGCUCAUCUCCACCACCAAGGAGGUGCUGCAGCAGGAGCUGCAGGGCAUCCACAGCUUCAGACAUCUGGGCUCCCAGCUGUGUGAGCUGGAGAAGCUGAUCGAUAAGAUGAUGGUGGAGGAUUUCAGCAUGUACGCCCGGAGCGACCUGAACCGCAGCCUGAGGGACGAGCCGCUGGUCCUCGAGAAGGGGCACAAACCAAACGCUGCCUCACAGAAGGAGCGUCUGGAGUCUCUGGUGUUCGGCCUGCUGCGCCAGAGGAAGCUGGACUUUCUGGAUAUUUACAGCGAUGAGAUGAUCGCGGCUGCGAAGGCCAUCGUCUCUCAGUGUGUGACAGAAAACGUUUUGCACAUGGAAGACAUCGACACUGAAGUCGUCACCAAGCUAGCGGACCAGAUGCGCCUCAUGACGUUCCCUCAGUGGUUCGAGCUGCUGGAGAACAUCUUCCAGAGUUUCCUUCUCUUCCUCCAGAAGAUCAAAGCCACCCUGACUGUGGUCAAGAACGUGGUCCUGGAGGUCCUGGCCUCGAACCAGAGGAACCGGCUCCUGGAGGAGGGCUCCUCGUCGGGGGCUCCUGCUCAGGAGGGCCCCCCCGGCCCGGCGCUGCUGCACGGGGAAGCCGAGCUGGCCUACCUGACCCACGAGGGCCUGUUCAUCAGCGACGCCCUGCACCAGGCCCAGCAGCAGGCGGUCCAGGAUCAGGGCUCUGAUGUGGGCUCCCGGGUCCAGCAGAGUCGGGCGGAGGCACCUGGCAGCGACCCGGCCCAGACCUCCGUCAGCCGGGACCAGAGCUUCAUGUACGGCACCGCACAGAUGUGCGGUGACAGCAUGAUGCCCACGGACCAGGAGCUGAACCGCGUGGUCCACAACCUCCAGGAGCUGCUGCACGCCGCCUCCGACGUCAGCCACGACCGCUGCGUCAAGGUCCUCACGGCCAGAGCCAAGGACGGCUCUCUGGAGCGCCUGGGCUCGGCGGACUUCGUGUGCCUGUGCCGGGCGGUGGAGACGUUCGUGGGCGACACGGAGGAGCUGAGCUGCAGGCGCAGCGGCAGCCUGCGGGGGGCGCUGCAGAGCCAGGCCAACCGCUUCGUGCACCGCUUCCACGACGAGCGCAAGACCAAGCUCAGCCUCCUCCUGGAUAACGAGCGCUGGAAGCAGGCCGAGGUCCCCACUGAGUUUCAGGAUCUGGUGAACUCCAUCGCGGAUGGAAGAAUAACACUACCGGAGCGCAAAAUCCCAGGUACUGAGGACAGGAAGCCCGCCGAGUUCCUGCUGGUCAACGGGCAGAAAUACGCCGUCGUCGGGACGGUGCUGCUGCUGAUCCGGAUGUUUCUGGAAUACUGUCAGUGCAUCAACGACAUCCCGUCCAUCGCCACCGACAUGCUGACGCGCCUGUCGGACCUCCUCAAGCACUUCAACUCUCGGAGUUGCCAGCUGGUUCUGGGAGCCGGAGCUCUGCAGGUCGUCGGCCUGAAGACCAUCACCACCAAAAACCUCGCCUUAGCCUCCCGCUGCCUGCAGCUGGUGGUUCACUACAUUCCCGUCAUCAGAGCUCACUUUGAGACCAAACUGCAGCCCAAACAGUUCAGCGUGCUCCGACACUUUGACCACAUCACCAAGGACUACAACGAUCAUGUGGCCGAGAUCUCCGCUAAGCUGGUGGCCAUCAUGGACAGCCUGUUUGAGAAGGUGUUGUCGAAGUAUGAAGUGAAGGCCCCGAUGCCCUCGGCCUGCUUCAGAAACGUCUGUAAACAGAUGUCGAAGAUGCACGAAGCCAUUUCAGAACUUCUACCUGAAGAACAGAUGCAGAUGUUGUUUCUGAGGAUCAACGCCAGUUUGAAGAUGCACCUGAAGAGGCAGCUCGCUCGACUCGGAGUCGUUAAUGACGGAGGACCUCAGCAUGGACUCGUCGUGGUGGACGUGGCGUUCUACACGGAGAACGUCCAGGCGCUGAAGAACCUCGACCGGCUGGACCUGAACAUGGUGGAGAUCUGGGAGCAGAAGAGGUGAUGGAGGACCACCAGGACCACCAGGACCCGAAGAGACCCGGAGACGGGAGGCCGGCAGACCUCUUGGGGGCGGAGUUACGGGGGCCAGGAGGCCGGCAGACCUCUUGAGGGCGGAGUUACAGGGGGGGGGUCGACGGAGGCCAGGAGGCCGGCUGAGGGUGGAAGGAGGCGCUGGAGGCUUUCUGAACAUCUCCACACACACAGCCUCCUGAAAGAAGCUCCGCCUCCUCUUCUCACCGUGUGCAAUGCAGCAGAAAUAGUAAAUUAUUAGCGGUCUCAGUGAGUUGAGGGUGUAGAUAAUGGUGAAGAGAUGACGGGGUAAUUUAUUUGUCUGACUCUUUGGAGAACUGGUUUUUAUUUUUAUUUAAGGGAUUUUUUUUGUCGUCAGACAAACACUAAACUUUGUUUGUUUUCAGGGUUCAGAUUACGCCAUUUUUAUUUUAUUUUCCUUUCUUCCGGCAUCUUAAAGCACCGACACGGUUCCCUUCGCGGUGUUUACAAACUCUCUUUUUUUUUUUCACCAGCUGGUUUUUGGGGUUUUAUUCUCUGGUGACGGAUAGAGGGGAUUCCUCAAACUUUUAUAACAACAUAUUACAGACUCGACGUCUGGGACCUCGGAGGAAAAACUAAAAAGAACUAUUAAAAAAAGAGAGAGAGAGAGAAAAAGUGUGAUUUUGAAGAGUUUUAUUUCCUGAACACUUUAAAACCAACAGACUGUGAACGCACCACAACUCUCCGCUGCAGCCGUCGUUACCAAAGUAAAACACUUUGGGAAUGAACUCUUUAGAUUUACACUUCUUUUUUCUUUCUUCAAACUUUCCCAAUUAUGCAUAAAGUUUCCUCCUGAUGAUCCAGAGACUCUUUUAUACGUGUGUCUGCAGCAGCGGGAUCAGCUGCUCCCUCCACUCUGACUUCACCUGCAUGAAGAACGACAGCUUUUGUUUCCUGAAACGACUCGAAGCGGAACAGGAAAUCUUUUUUGGGGUUGUUUUUAAAUGAAGAAAAAAGGGAGAGAAAAACAAAACGGCGCAUUUUUUUUGGACAAUUACAUUUACGUCUCCCUGAACUCGAUGCCACUUUCUCGCGGUGCGGUCAGGCGCCGCCUCUUCUUCUUCCCCUUCCUCUUCUUCUCCUCCUCCCCCCUCUUCUCCUUCUUAUCAACAAUGUCUUAAUUCCUCUAAGCAAAAGAAAACGGUGUGCUUUUUUAUUUGUUUUAUUUAAAUUAGUUGAGCUAACAUAACAAAGACAUGUUAUUAUAUUUCUUUCACUUUUUUUCAAUUCAUCCCCCCAAUUCUUUUUUCUUUCUUGCAAAUCCUGAGCAUGCCUGAUCACAAUUCAGUUUUCCUCAAACGAGAUUUUCUGUUCCCGACAAACACACACACCUGUCCGGCUGCGGUCGCAUCCCCUCACGUCUCCACUGCAACGCUACAGGCCCACCUGCAUUAGUCAGCUGCAGGACUUUAAUAGGUUUAUAAAUGCUCUUUAUCUCCCGGUUUAUCCUGAGAGAUCUACUUUGUUAUGCUGAAAUAAUGUGAUGCAACAACCACAGGGGUUUAGGGACAAAUGUGACAAAAUCAUAUAUAUAUAUAUUAACUAUAUACAUAUUUAUAUAAAUAUAUAUAUGUAUUAUAUCUAUUUAUAUAAAUAUUUGUAUAUAUAUUUAUAAAUAUGUAUUAUUUAUAAAUAUAUUUAUUGUAUAGAGAAUCUGAGUGUGAUGCGACGGCAGCUUUCUUCAGUUUCUGGGAACAAAGCAUCAACUCAUCUGCUUCAGAAGUGCCUCCUUUAGACCGUCAGACGACACAUCUGAGCUCCACUGCAGUGUGCCUACCAUACCACUGUGUGCGAGUGUGUGUGUGUGUGUGUGUGUGUGUGUGAGAGAGUGUGUGUGAAAGUGUGAAUGAGUCGGGCUGCAUGUAUGAGAAUCCAAACUGUAUUGAAUUCCUUCAAACCUGAUGUGAAUAAAACUCGACGCAGCGACUCGUGUUCCUUCA